AUGGGAACUUGGGGACGAGGCGAUCUGUCGGGAGUGGACAUGUCGUUCUGUGGCGGUGAGAGUGAUCGAGGGGGCUUGGAGGGGCGAGAAUUCAGACUGAUUCCCUUCGAAAAUCCUGACUCUGACGAUAUCGGGUUUUUGCUGGAGCCAUUUCAGGAUGAUUUGUUUGUUUGCGAACGGGGACGGUUUGGGUGUCGGCAUGAUAGAGGAGCAAUUCGAACACCUGCUUUUCUUCACCGUCUCGCUACGAACUGCUCACCGUUAAAUCACGAACCUCACCGUUGCUGCCAGCGAACAGGCUCCAAUGCAUCUGUCGCAUCGCAUUGCACAUCACGAACUGGGUCAAAUCCCAGGCAAGUGGAACCUCCCGACAGCGGCAGCUCGCGGCAAGCUAGGGAAUGGGCCGCCCCUAAGGCACCCUCGACCUCCUCUGACCUCCCUGAGGACUGCCACUUCCGGUAA
Cadophora gregata is the source of this 462-nucleotide messenger RNA. RefSeq lists its product as uncharacterized. NCBI's taxonomy places the organism in Eukaryota, Fungi, Ascomycota, Leotiomycetes, Helotiales, Ploettnerulaceae. The record is from RefSeq and is a predicted model, not a curated record. The transcript has 2 exons. The coding region runs from base 1 to 462 and encodes 153 amino acids.